GCGCCAGUUUAUUUACGUUCUCGUGUUCGUCGUUCGUCUAUUGUCGGGUGUUUAAUCAUUAUUAAAUCGUUACGAGUCUAAUCAGUGAAUAAUUCAACAAUAAAACAUUAAUUUCGUACCUCUUCUAUGUAUUUUCGCUGCGAAAAGUUACUAUUUGCAUUCCAGUGUAGAAUUGAAAUUAGUGUAGUGUCAGUGAUGCAUUGUAAAUUCGCCGCCUCGAGUUGACUCGCGUUAUGUUUUGGAUAUUACGUAAACGUAAAAAAUAAUACAAUAUUCGAUUACCUACCGAGUGAUAUGAUUACAUAGUGAUACUUUUUUUUAACCCUCAUAAUCGUUUAAAUGGUAAAGUGGAUAUGUACAAGAUAGAAGGCUACCCUUACAAGGAAGGGAUGAUGCAUAAGGAAAAAAUGAAGCCAAAAUACGAUUUGGAAGAUUAUAUUUACGACGUCGAAUCUAGAAGUCUGGAGAACGAAGCUGAUCCCGAGGAUAUUUAUGCCCAACUCCAGCAAAAGGAGAAGGACUUGAUAUUAGCUGCUGAGUUGGGUAAAGCUUUAUUGGAGAAAAACGAAGAACUCAGUAGACAUAAUGAACGACUGGCCGAAGAAUAUUCGCAGAAAUUAGAGGAAAUAGAACAAGACCGCCAUCUACUCCGACGUAAACUGUUAUCAACCCAAUCAGAAUGUGAUACUAAAGUAUUAGAGCUACAGGCUGAUAUCAGAGAACUUCAAAAUGCGUUGGAUGAUCGAGACAACGCGCUUAAACAAACGGAAAAGGAGAAGACUCUAUUAAUUGCCGAAUUGACUGAACAAAAUCAAAGGCUACAAAUGCAAAUCAAAGAGUCGAGUAAAUUAGAAGAAGCGUUAACUCUGCAGUUACAAGGUCUCCGAGAUCAAUGUAAUUUGAAAAAGUCUAGUCUACAAGAUCACCAAAGCAGCUUAGAAGUUCUCAAAGAGGAGAUACAAUUAAUGUCCGAGAAGAAAACGGAGCUGGAAAAACGAAUACACAGCAUACAAAGCGAUCGAGAUGGACUGAGCGCAGCGUUAGACGAAGCAACAGAUCGCAUCAUGAUGCUAGAAAGGCAAACACGAGAACAAGAGAUCCAGUUGAGGGUUUGUAAACGCGAACUGGAUGAAUUACGAUCGGUAAAUGGUACUUUGGGUAAUCGCCUAGAAGCACUCGGAUCUCUCGGUAAUAUCGGACAUCGAUCGUUGCUUAGCGAGAUGGAAUGCGAAGACUCGACAUUGUCGCCUACUGACGAAUUACAACAUAUGAAAAAGGAAGUGAUCGGUGUGCACGAACGAGUGAAAAUACUUUGCAUGCAGUUGAAACAUCGUUCCAGAGAACCUCUAGAUGCGAGUCAGCUGAAUCAUUUGCCCAUAUCUGUGCAGCAAGUCAAAGUUGGCAUGCUGACGGCUGUAAUUCAAGACUUAUGCGAUUUAGUAUCCGACCUAGGUGGAGACUAUUCGACCAGUAGUGUCAGCGUUACUGAGCUUGAGAUAGACUUGCACAGGGCUAGAGAAAGCAUCGACAGGAUGACUAAAGAGCUCGAAGAUAAAACCGAAGAGCUGAAACGUCGUUCGGAAACGAUUCUUGAAUUAACCAGCAAACUGAACGUUUGCGAAGCUGAAUUAACCGGUGCCAAAGAAGAACGCGACAGGGCGCGAGCUGACAUGAAUGAUUUGGACACUUUGGCCAAAGACGAGAUCAUCAAGAAAGCGUGGGAAAUUCGCGACGGUGCUGUCGAAAGGAAGAACGCCACACAAGUUGAACUGGCUCGAACUCGAAUCGAUCUUCUUCAAGUUAAUAGUCAAUUAAUGGAAACUAUUCGUCAAAAAGUCGAACUACGUCAACAACUGGAACAGUUCGAGAUGGAUGUUCACGCAUUGGUCGACGAACAAAUGCGUCAAAAGUUGACCCAUCAAGAUCAAUCGAAUAGUGGCACCACUACCCCCAUAUCGGCGGAUAAAAAGCGUACCACUUCGCGUAGAUUAUUCGGUUUAUUCCAACGGUAAUCGAUUCCGUUGCAAAAUAAAAUUGCCUAAUCGACUAUAACAAUCAAAAUGUUGCGUACCCUGUGUGGCGUUUACUAGACUUCGAUAUCUAGUACGCCGUUAAAUGUUUCUAAGAGCUUUGUUAUUCAUACUAGUCAUUUAGUUUAAAAUUGAUGUAAAGUAAUACUGUUUUAUAUGUAGAGAUAUUUUAUUUUCUUCUUUCUUUCUUUACGUCUUGUUUCCUAUUUAUAUAUCGUAUGUAAAUUUUUUUUUCUAUUUAAUCCUACGAACCUUCAAGUGUUUAAUCGAAAUGCGCCGAAUGAAAUUCAAUUUUUGUAUCUCCUCUCAGGAAAUCCGUGUCGAAGUUACCAGCGUUUUGAAGGAAAAAUUAAUCUUGUGAUCCAAUUUAUAUGCUUGAUUUUUUUCAUUGACUUUUUUUUUAAAAAAAAAAGAUGUACUUAUUUUUUUUUAAAUUAAUCAUUUUCAACACCUACCUACCUAUUGUGUAUUUUGAUUUAUGUGAAGGUGGAAAUGAUGGAAUCAUUUACGUGUGUUUUUGUUAAGAUUUUUCGUGAUGAGUUCCAUUUUUUCAUCGACUAUUUUCCUGUUUUACUAUAAGUCCUUCAUUUUGUACAUGUAUCUAUGUUUGAUAAGUAUUUGACCUCGACAAUUUUAAUUGUUAAACCGUAACGCAAAUUUGUAUGAUGAAAUUUUAUAUUAAAAAAAAAAAGGAAUAAAUUAAUUAAUUAUUUUUAAGGCAACGAAAUAUUGUGUAACAUUUUUACAGUAAAAAUCAAUUUUUGAAAUAGAAAUACAGCACAAUUUUAGUUAAA
Planococcus citri (citrus mealybug) is the source of this 2824-nucleotide messenger RNA. RefSeq names its product bicaudal D-related protein homolog. The coding region runs from base 354 to 2012 and encodes 552 amino acids. The record is from RefSeq and is a predicted model, not a curated record. NCBI's taxonomy places the organism in Eukaryota, Metazoa, Arthropoda, Insecta, Hemiptera, Pseudococcidae. The transcript has 9 exons.